Messenger RNA from Parasteatoda tepidariorum (common house spider), 667 nucleotides. RefSeq names its product small ribosomal subunit protein uS11A. Gene Ontology annotation, molecular function: structural constituent of ribosome. Lineage: Eukaryota; Metazoa; Arthropoda; Arachnida; Araneae; Theridiidae. The record is from RefSeq and is a predicted model, not a curated record. Gene Ontology annotation, cellular component: ribosome. Gene Ontology annotation, biological process: translation.
UCUUUGAAAUCUUACUUAAAACUUGGCCACAGAGGUUCUAUUUCUCAUCUCGAACGAAGUUAAUCGUACUUCUCAACUCUAGAUUCCAUUCAAUAUGGAUGUUUGGUGAGCGAGUUGGGUGGCUUUCUUCAGGAGUCUUAUUAAAAAAAUACCUAUCUUAAAUAAUCAAUAAAUUAUGGCUCCUCGUAAGGGUAAAGUGAAGGAAGAACAGCCAGUUGUUGCUUUAGGUCCUCAAGCAUUAGAAGGCGAAAACGUAUUUGGAGUUGCUCAUAUUUAUGCCAGCUUUAAUGAUACCUUUGUGCAUGUCACAGACUUGUCUGGAAGGGAAACCAUUGCACGUGUCACUGGUGGCAUGAAAGUCAAAGCAGACAGAGAUGAAGCUUCUCCAUACGCUGCGAUGUUAGCUGCACAAGACGUUGCUGAAAAGUGCAAAACAGUAGGAAUAACAGCUCUUCAUAUUAAAUUAAGAGCAACUGGUGGAACAAGAACCAAAACACCUGGUCCUGGUGCUCAGUCAGCUUUGCGUGCGUUAGCCCGUAGUGGAAUGAAAAUAGGAAGGAUAGAGGACGUUACUCCUAUUCCAUCAGAUACCACACGAAGGAAAGGUGGACGUCGUGGUAGAAGAUUGUAAACAGAUCAAUAUCUUUCAAAUAAAGAAAAAAAAACC